AUCAAAACUCAACAAAACAAGCUCAUUUUCCUGAACCCCCUUUUCUUCCCCUACUCACUCCACUCCAAUAAUAAUCUUACAUCUUCCCCUUUCCCUUCCCCACCGUCCUCCCAAGAAAAGAAGAAGAAGAAGAACCAAAACACGUUGGUUCUCUCUCUUUAAUUGCACCAAUGCCUGACCUUUUUGCCAAAAUGCCUCUCCUUUCUCACUUCUUGAACGUCAGGGUCGAGGCAGGUUUGAUCGAACCAGAUGGCGGCAAGCUGGUGGAGCUCUUUGUGGAGGAUUCGAAACGGAACAUCAAGAAACAGGAGGCGGUGUCGCUUCCUAAAAUCAGGUUGACAAAGAGCGACCUGCAAUGGGUGCAAGUACUGAGCGAGGGCUGGGCAAGCCCGCUUGGCGGAUUCAUGAGAGAAUUCGAGUUCCUCCAAACUCUUCAUUUCAACUCGCUCCGGCUGGGUGAUGGGUCCGUCGUCAACAUGUCGGUGCCGAUCGUCUUGGCAAUUGAUGAUUCGCAGAAGCAUAACAUCAGGGUGUCCACCCGGGUCGCUCUCGUUGACUCUGAUGACAACCCCAUCGCCAUUCUUAGAUGGGGGUGGAGUUGGGAUCAAGGUUCCGAGUCCUGGAUUCUGAUAAGGUUUUGGUAAGCGAGGCGAUGAGGAGGAUAUUGCCCAAGUGAGCUAAUGGGUUUUUGAGAAGAACAGAGGAGGAUGAAGAAAAGGUGGCUCCUCCA
Molecule: messenger RNA, 730 nt
Organism: Rubroshorea leprosula
Lineage: Eukaryota; Viridiplantae; Streptophyta; Magnoliopsida; Malvales; Dipterocarpaceae
Source: the annotation of a GenBank genome assembly